GAGAUUUUUAUUUUGUACAGGUUGAACGUGACUCAGUUGGUCACUCUUCUCCUUGACUCCAAAUUAGUUUCAGUUCUUUGUCACUUUGGAAAUUUUGGAUGCGGAGAUGGAGGAUGGACACCGGUCAUGAAGAUGAACGGCAAAAAGGUAAAACAGGUUUUAUUUCCUUUUUUCCUUAGUUCGGCGACGAGGGUGGAAAAAAAAUGUGUUACAAAUAAAUACUGGUUUGCUUCCGUCACAAGUAAUUUUCAAUUAUUCUAGCCUGCGAUUAUAGCCGUUUCUCUUUGCUCCUCACCACCAGGAGGAACGUCUGCGCCGAUCAGCGACAGAAAUUCUAUACUGUCCGGAAUCUGGUCAAGGGCUCUGAUUAAAGGACAUGAGUUACAUUGUUUUACCUAUUGUUAACGCAUGACAAACAAAAGACAAAAGGCCACAAAGGUCAAGUGCAAACGGGGUAGUAAACGUGAUGAAUCUACUACAAAAAAGUUAAUAUUCCUGGAAUAAUUAUAUUCUUCUUUAGAGAAAGCAUCUGAGUUUUACUGGAACUCGUACGCAGUAGAACACAAAACUUUGCCAUAAUCGACUAGGUGAAACAUAGAAUCAAACAAAUUUACAUUUGGAACGCCCAUGGCUACGGGAUUUAUUAUGUAAACAAUGAUUUACGUCAUCAGUAUGGAAUUUCUGCCGCUUUACACUCAACUGAUUGAUGGGAUAAAAGCAAUGUCAGGUGGUAUUUCAGGGGGCUAAUAAGUGAUGGGAUUUCCUCGGUGUAAGAACCUGUGAGCUAUUCCUUUGUUUUGCGCCUGUUGUUUUCUUUGUUUUACAUCAUUCGUGAGUUUCACAGGUUCUUACACCGAGGAUGAACCCAAGUGAUAUAUUGUGUCAAUAUGAGUAAACGCGGUCUAAAACGAGACGACGAUUUAUAAUAUCCUUGCAAAAUGGACAAUUCGACAUUUGACGAGUUUUACGCCAUUUUAACCUUUAAUUCACAUAUGUAGGAGUCUAACGGUUCUAAAGAUUGAAACUGUUACUGUAUUAGCUUGUGUCAGGUUGCGAUGUAAUCAAACAAACUCGGAAAAGUGUUGUUUCUGUUUUCUUUGCUUAAAUGAAAUCAUUAUUUAUAGCUAUUUAUCUAUAAAAGAUACUGUUUUUUUCCAUAAUUGUCAAUUGUAUCAUAGCGAACGUUUCACUUCGACUCAAUUCGCUGGAGCAACAAAAAAACCUUUAACCUUAACGGAGGGAAGACUGGAUUCGACUCACGGGAGACCAAACUUCCCUCCUACUGGAACACAUCCUUCUCCAAGAUCUGCCUUGGUAUGAAGAUCGGUCAACAGAUUAGGUUUAUUGUCAUCAACAAGAAGGCGAACUCCUUGUACUCUCUGAUCGCUGGUGGGCAAUACCGCAGCACCUCACUGGGUCGUAAAACGUGGAAGUCACUAAUUGGUCCCCAGGGCUCCUUACAGAUUGGCUGUAACAAGGAAGGAUUUAAUGCCAAGAGCUACGGGAAGCAUUACGAUAAAGACCUGGCUAAAGCAAGAAUCGGUAUCAUUGGAAACGAAAAAGACGACUGUGGUAGAUGCGACUCCAGAAUUGGGUUUGGUACUGGAGGGGAGCAUGAUGACAGCAAUGCAUGUGGGAAUGAGAAUCCUGAAAGCGGAACACAUACAAAAGGACUAGGUUACAUCUUGGUACAGUGA
Porites evermanni is the source of this 1697-nucleotide messenger RNA. The record is from the annotation of a GenBank genome assembly. Lineage: Eukaryota; Metazoa; Cnidaria; Anthozoa; Scleractinia; Poritidae.